CUCUGCAGGCACUUUCCAACACUACCCUGUCACUUCAUCAGCUUGUCUGUGUGCUUUUGCUUUCGUUUUCAAUUCGAUUGAGUCUCGUGUCGGAGUGUUAAGGGAAAAUGUUGAUAGCUCGCGCCAUACGCGGCCGCCAGCUAAUGCGCGGCCUGUCCGCCUGCCUGCCCACGACAGCUGCAGCUGCGGCUGCGGCUGCGGCUGUGUGGAGCCGCCGUCCCCGUGGACAAAGUGCUCUGAUCGGAUACUUUAUCGAGCAUUUGCGUCCGACUCGCUUGGACUCGCUCAAUGGCGCCAGCAUUGUGAUGCCUCAGCGCUGCUACCACAGUCGCCAGAGCGCUGAUGCCAACGACAGGAAGACGCGAGUCGGAGCGGACCGGCAGGCGGCUGUGCCCGACGUCUGGCCACAUGUGCCGCUGAUAGUCCUGCGCAGGUGUCCCCUGUUUCCGCGCUUCAUGGACAUUGUGGAGGUGUCCAAUCCAAUGGUUAUGGACCUGAUGCGGCGCAAAAUCAGGCUCAAUCAGCCGUACGUGGGCGUUUUCCUCCAGAGGGUCGUCGAUGCUGAGGAGGAGAUUGUCGAGAGUCUGGACGAGAUCUAUCACGUGGGCACUUUCGCACAGAUCCAACAGAUUCAGGAUUUGGGCAAGAAGCUGCGCAUGGUGGUGGUGGGGCAUCGUCGCAUACGCAUCACAGGCCAGCUGCAGCCCCCAAAGGCGCCGCGAGCGAGAGCUGGCCACGCUGGCCCCGCUGCAGCUGCAGCUGCAGCUGCUGUCCCCCUGCUCGUUGUGGUGGUGGAGAAUGUCCAGCCACCGAGCUACCAGCACACGGAUGAGGUCAAGGCACUAAGCCAAGAGAUAGUCAAGACUCUGCGCGACCUCAGCAGCCUGAAUCCCGGCUACAGGGAGAGUCUCCAUCAAAUGCUGCACCAGAGUCAGCGGGUGCUGGACAAUCCCAUCUACCUGUGCGACCUGGGCGCCUCGCUGUCGCUCGCCGAGCCCGAGGAGCUGCAAAAGAUCCUGGAGGAAACCUAUAUCCCAAAACGUCUGAUGCUGUCGCUGACGCUGCUGAAGACGGAGCUGGAGCUGACGACGCUGCAGGCGAAGAUUGAGCGCGAGGUGGAGCGAAAAGUGGAGCAGCACCACUACAGGCACAUCCUGCAGGAGCACCUGAAGAUACUCAAGCGGGAGCUGGGCAUGGAGCGGGACGACAAGGAGGCCAUCGUCGAGAAGUAUCGCCGGCGAGUCGCCGAUAAAACGAUGCCCAAAGGCGUGAUGCGUGCCAUCGACGAUGAACUGAGGAAACUGAACUUUCUGGAUAGCUGCUGCCCCGAAUUUAAUUUAAUCCGCAACUACCUCGACUGGCUGACCGCGCUGCCCUGGGGCGUGACCAGCGCCGACAAUCUGUGCGUGGAGAAUGCCAGCGAGAUCCUGAACCGGGAGCACUACGGCAUGGAGGAUGUCAAGCGGCGCAUCCUGGAGUUCAUGGCCGUGAGUGCGCUGAAGGGCAGCACACAGGGCAGGAUCCUGUGCUUCCACGGGCCGCCUGGUGUCGGCAAAACGAGCAUUGCCAAGUCGAUUGCACGGGCCCUGAGCCGCCAGUACUUCCGCUUCAGCAUGGGCGGCGUCACGGAUGCGGCCGAGAUCAAGGGACAUCGUCGCACCUACGUGGGCGCCAUGCCCGGCAAGCUGGUCCAGUGCCUGAGGCAGACCAGGACCGAGAAUCCCCUCGUGCUCAUCGACGAGGUGGACAAGAUUGGCAAAGGCCAUCAGGGCGAUCCCAGCCAGGCGCUGCUGGAGCUCUUCGACGCCGAGCAGAGCGCCAGCUUUCAGGACAACUAUCUGGACGUGCCGAUCGACCUGUCGCGCGUGCUCUUCAUCUGCACGGCCAACGGGACGGCGGCCAUACCGGAGCCGCUGCGGGACCGCAUGGAGAUGGUCGAGAUGUGCGGCUAUGUGGCCGAGGAGAAGGUGGCCAUUGCCCGUCAGUAUCUGGUGCCGCAGGCGAUGAGCGACUGCGGCCUGACCGCCGACCAUCUCAGCAUCAGCGAGAGCGCCCUGCGGCUGCUGAUACACAGCUACUGCCGCGAGUCCGGGGUGCGCAACCUGCAGCGGCAGAUCGAGAAGGUCAUCCGCAAGGUGGCCGUCCUUCUGGUCAGAGGGCAGCAGCCGGGCAGCAGCCACUACCCCGUGCAUGCCGGCAAUCUGAGCGCAUUCGUCGGCAAGCGGAUCUUCGCCUCGGAUCGCAUGUACGAGACGACGCCCCCGGGCGUGGCCAUGGGCCUGGCCAUGUGCGGCUCAUCGCUGUACAUCGAGACAUCGCCGCGGAGCUCACACAAAGGCGAUGCUGGCGAAGGCGAAGGUGGGGCCGAGGCCGAGGGCGAGGGCGAGGGCGUGUUGUAUAUCACCGGAAACCUGGGAGCUGUCAUGAAGGAAUCUGCCCAAAUAGCCCUGACUGUGGCGCGCAACUUCAUCCAGCUGCGAGAUCCUGGCAAUCAGUACCUGGAGCUGGAGAACAUCCAUCUGCAUGUGCCCGAGGGGGCCGUGCCCAAGGACGACCCCAGUGCUGGCGUCACCAUAGUCACGGCCCUGAUAUCGCUGGCCACCAACCGGUCCGUGCGCCACGAUGUGGCCAUGACGGGCGAGAUAUCGCUCAAGGGCAGAGUGCUGGCCGUGAGCGGCAUCAAGGAGAAGGCCAUAGCAGCACGGCGCAGUGGCGUCCAGUGUGUCAUCCUGCCCGCGGACAACAGCAGGGACUUCGAGGAGCUGCCCACAUUCGUGACCGAAGGCCUGGAGGUACACUUUGCGGCCGACUACGAGGAUGUCUACAACGUUGCCUUCUCCGAGCCAAGCAAAAACCAGGACGAGCCCAAAGUCAAGCAGCCUCCGGCCCCUCCGGCGCAGCAGCAGCAGCAGCAGCAGGAGCAGCCCCUCGAGAGGCUGGCAUAGAUAUCAAUCAGUUUCAGUUUAAUUUGUGCCUUUAGCUAAUACAAAACCCAAGCCAUUUGCUUAACCAAAGCCCUGUACAUGUGCCCCAACUACACACGGGAUCCGGGCUGGGCAGCUGCACCACAAGGGAGUCCUCACCACUUGACUC
Molecule: messenger RNA, 3093 nt
Organism: Drosophila obscura
Lineage: Eukaryota; Metazoa; Arthropoda; Insecta; Diptera; Drosophilidae
Product: lon protease homolog, mitochondrial-like
Exons: 9
Coding region: 108-2945 (945 amino acids)
Biological process (GO): chaperone-mediated protein complex assembly; mitochondrion organization; protein catabolic process
Cellular component (GO): mitochondrial matrix
Molecular function (GO): serine-type endopeptidase activity; ATP-dependent peptidase activity; ATP hydrolysis activity
Source: RefSeq, a predicted model, not a curated record